Messenger RNA from Nannospalax galili (Upper Galilee mountains blind mole rat), 972 nucleotides. RefSeq names its product olfactory receptor 51S1. Gene Ontology annotation, biological process: G protein-coupled receptor signaling pathway. Gene Ontology annotation, cellular component: membrane. The transcript has a single exon. NCBI's taxonomy places the organism in Eukaryota, Metazoa, Chordata, Mammalia, Rodentia, Spalacidae. Gene Ontology annotation, molecular function: G protein-coupled receptor activity; olfactory receptor activity. The coding region runs from base 1 to 972 and encodes 323 amino acids. The record is from RefSeq and is a predicted model, not a curated record.
AUGCCAACACUCCCCAUCCAGGCACCCUGUAAUAACAGGACUCCAAUGGCCCCCACCUUCUUGCUGGUGGGCCUGCCUGGGCUGGAAGUUGCACCAUCGUGGUGGACAGUCCCUUUCAUCGUUGUCUACCUUCUGUCUGCCCUGGGCAACGGUACUAUCCUUUGGAUCAUUGCCCUGGAGCCCACGCUGCACCGACCAAUGUACCUCUUCCUCUUCUUGCUCAGUGUGUCUGAUGUUGGUUUGGUCACAGCGCUGAUGCCCACCCUGCUGGGUCUGGCCUUCGCUGAUGCCCAUGCUGUGCCUGCCGCAGCCUGCCUCCUACAGAUGUUCUUUGUCCAUGUCUUUUCCGUCAUGGAGUCAUCUGUCUUACUCGUCAUGGCCUUUGAUCGGGCAUUGGCCAUCUGCCGACCUCUCCACUACCCAGCACUCCUCACCAACAGUGCCAUUAGCAAGAUUGGCCUGGCCAUUGCUUUCCGAUGCCUGGGUCUCCAUCUGCCGCUGCCAUUCCUCUUAGCUCACAUGCCCUAUUGCCGCCCGCAGGUCCUGACCCAUUCCUAUUGCUUGCACCCAGAUAUGGCCCGUCUAGCCUGCCCAGGAGCAUGGGGUGCAGUCUAUAGCCUGGCUGUAGUCCUGUCUGCCAUGGCACUGGACCCUCUACUUAUUUUCUUCUCCUAUGGCCUGAUUGGCAAAGUGUUGCAAGGUGUGGGGUCCACUGAGGAUCGCUGGAAGGCUGGUCAAACCUGUGCUGCGCACCUCUCCGCCGUGCUCCUCUUCUACCUACCCAUGAUUCUCCUGGCACUCAUUAGCCAAUUCAAGCUGCCACUCCCUCAGCCUGCCCACACUCUUCUCUCCUAUGUCCACUUCCUGCUUCCUCCGCUGAUAAACCCAGUUCUCUAUAGUGUAAAGAUGAAGGAAAUUAGAGAAAAAAUACUCAGGAGAAUGUUUCCCCGGAAGAUAGGCUGCUCUCAGUGA